CUUCGAGCCAGCGGUAAAAUUGUCACAGAUCGGAAACUACCAAGCUACCGAAGAGGUAUUUGCGAAUCGAUAGGAACAACGACGCGACAUCGGAAGAACCGUAACCAUUUGGAAUUUGCCUAAUAAGCCAAGGACAAAGUGUCUGAAUCUGUGCUGACUGGUUCACGGGGCGGGGGGGGAAACUGAGGAGAGUGGUGGCAUCAUGACGACGGAGAGAAACAGCAAAGCCCUGAAGGUGAAGCAGGAAUGCGGCGAGAACGUUCCCUUCUUGUCCGACAGCGAGCUCAUGUCGCUGUCUGUGCGGGAGCUCAACCUGCACCUGCGCGGGAUGUCCCGCGAGGAGAUCCAGAAACUGAAGCAGCGCCGACGCACCUUGAAGAACCGGGGCUACGCCGCCAGCUGCCGGGUCAAGCGAGUGUCACAGCGCGAAGCCCUUGAACAGCAGAAAAUGGAGCUCCAGAGGGAGGUGGACCGACUGGGGGCCGAGAACGCCGGCAUGAGGAAAGAGCUGGAAGGCCUGGGCGCUCGCCUGGCCGCGCUGCAGAGGUUCGCUAGAGGCCUCGAGGCCGGAGGGGGCAACCUGCUGGCCACUGCGCCGCGCCUUAACACUGCCUCCGUCAUCACCAUCGUCAAGAGUCCAGCGCAAGCUCCGCCUCAGAGGGGCCACGAGUCUUCCUAGGCUCUGUAAACUGACUGAGGGGGUGUGGCACACACGUAUACACAUAUUGGAACACGAGAACUAUAUCGGUAGGAUAAUACUAAACAUCAGUGCUACGCCCACACACGAGUCAUUCAUGUAUGACGUCAUCCAGGACCAGACGAGCCACUUCUCCGUCGAAGUGCUCGCUAUUUAAUAAUGGCCAAUGUUCAUUUAUAUUAGGCGAGGUUGGAUUGUACAGUACUGUGGAAAACUCUUAUCAGGUCCCCACUAAAAACUCACCGAUUUGCUGUCUUUGUUGCCAUUUUGCUGCUGAAGUGAAUUGAGGAUCUUAAUUUAGACAAAACUAGUCCU
This is a messenger RNA of Syngnathus acus (greater pipefish), 1012 nucleotides long. RefSeq names its product v-maf avian musculoaponeurotic fibrosarcoma oncogene homolog F (gene maff). The transcript has 3 exons. Gene Ontology annotation, biological process: regulation of epidermal cell differentiation; regulation of transcription by RNA polymerase II. Gene Ontology annotation, cellular component: nucleus. The record is from RefSeq and is a predicted model, not a curated record. Gene Ontology annotation, molecular function: RNA polymerase II cis-regulatory region sequence-specific DNA binding; DNA-binding transcription factor activity, RNA polymerase II-specific. The coding region runs from base 203 to 679 and encodes 158 amino acids. NCBI's taxonomy places the organism in Eukaryota, Metazoa, Chordata, Actinopteri, Syngnathiformes, Syngnathidae.